Molecule: messenger RNA, 2718 nt
Organism: Drosophila serrata
Lineage: Eukaryota; Metazoa; Arthropoda; Insecta; Diptera; Drosophilidae
Gene: Stt3B
Product: catalytic subunit 3B of the oligosaccharyltransferase complex
Biological process (GO): post-translational protein modification
Cellular component (GO): membrane
Molecular function (GO): dolichyl-diphosphooligosaccharide-protein glycotransferase activity
Source: RefSeq, a predicted model, not a curated record
UUAGACUACGUGUCUAAGAAGAGAUGUGUCGUUAGUUUCAGAAUCGGUUUUAAUAUUCACAUUACCUGGCUGGAAUAGGGACAUGAAUCGGACGCCAAAGAUGCUAAACAGCAAGGUGGCUGGCUACAGCAGCCUGAUAACGUUCGCGAUUCUGCUGAUUGCCUGGCUGGCCGGAUUUUCCUCUCGCCUGUUCGCCGUAAUCCGUUUCGAGUCGAUUAUCCAUGAGUUUGAUCCGUGGUUCAACUACCGGGCCACCGCCUAUAUGGUGGAGCACGGUUGGUACAAGUUUCUCAACUGGUUCGACGAGCGCGCCUGGUACCCGCUGGGUCGCAUCGUCGGUGGAACCGUGUACCCGGGCCUGAUGAUCACCUCGGGCGGCAUCCACUGGCUUCUGCACGUACUCAACAUCCCAGUGCACAUCCGCGACAUCUGCGUGUUCCUCGCACCGGUUUUCAGCGGUCUCACCUCCAUUUCCACAUAUCUGCUGACCAAGGAACUGUGGUCCUCUGGCGCCGGUCUAUUUGCUGCCAGCUUCAUCGCCAUUGUGCCCGGCUACAUCAGUCGCUCGGUGGCCGGAUCGUACGAUAAUGAGGGCAUUGCCAUAUUCGCCCUGCAGUUCACCUACUUCCUGUGGGUGCGCUCCGUGAAGACCGGUUCUGUGUUCUGGUCGGCCGGAGCUGCUCUGUCGUACUUCUACAUGGUCUCCGCCUGGGGUGGCUACGUGUUCAUCAUCAACCUGAUCCCGCUGCAUGUCUUCGUGCUGCUCAUAAUGGGCAGAUAUUCGCCGCGCCUGCUGACCAGCUACAGUACCUUCUACAUCCUGGGACUACUGUUCUCCAUGCAGAUCCCCUUCGUGGGAUUCCAGCCCAUACGCACCAGCGAGCACAUGGCUGCAUUGGGCGUGUUCGUUCUCCUGAUGGCCGUGGCAACCUUGCGUCACUUGCAGUCGGUUCUGUCGCGUAACGAGUUCCGCAAGCUGUUCAUCGUCGGUGGCCUACUGGUGGGUGUAGGUGUCUUCGUGGCCGUCGUGGUGCUCACGAUGCUGGGCGUCGUGGCCCCUUGGAGUGGACGCUUCUACUCGCUGUGGGACACUGGCUACGCCAAGAUCCACAUCCCGAUCAUUGCCUCCGUGUCGGAGCAUCAGCCCACCACCUGGUUCUCGUUCUUCUUCGACCUGCACAUACUGGUGUGCGCCUUCCCAGUCGGCGUCUGGUACUGCAUCAAGCAAAUCAACGAUGAGCGUGUUUUCGUGGUGCUGUACGCCAUUAGUGCGGUCUACUUUGCCGGAGUUAUGGUUCGUCUGAUGCUGACUCUUACGCCCGUUGUGUGUAUGUUGGCUGGCGUGGCUUUCUCGGGCCUGUUGGAGGUUUUCCUUCAAGAGGAUUCGUCGAAGCGAAUUGGCACGGCCAUACACACGGCCACCGAAGUGGAUGAGUCAGAAGAUUCCAUUGAAAAGAAAACUCUGUACGACAAGGCCGGGAAACUGAAGCACCGAACCAAACAUGAUGCCCAGCAGGACACUGGCAUCAGCUCGAACCUGAAAAGUAUUGUUAUUUUGGCCGUUCUCAUGCUGUUGAUGAUGUUCGCUGUUCACUGCACGUGGGUGACCAGCAAUGCCUACUCCAGUCCCUCCAUUGUGCUGGCUUUCCAUAAUAGCCAAGAUGGUUCCCGCAACAUAUUGGACGAUUUCAGGGAGGCUUACUACUGGCUGUCCCAGAACACCGCUGACGAUGCCCGUGUUAUGUCCUGGUGGGAUUAUGGCUAUCAGAUAGCAGGAAUGGCGAAUAGAACAACGUUAGUGGACAACAACACGUGGAAUAAUAGUCAUAUAGCACUGGUGGGCAAGGCAAUGUCUUCGACCGAGGAGAAAUCCUACGAAAUCAUGACAUCCCUGGACGUGGACUAUGUUCUGGUGAUCUUUGGCGGUGUUAUCGGGUAUUCGGGCGAUGACAUCAACAAGUUCCUGUGGAUGGUGCGCAUCGCCGAGGGCGAGCAUCCCAAGGAUAUCAAGGAGAGCGAUUAUUUCACCGACCGCGGUGAAUUCCGUGUGGAUGCGGAGGGUGCUCCAGCUUUACUGAACUGCCUUAUGUACAAAUUAAGCUACUACAGAUUCGGGGAACUGAAAUUGGACUAUAGAGGCCCAUCUGGAUAUGAUCGCACUCGCAACGCUGUGAUUGGCAACAAAGACUUUGAUCUUACCUAUCUGGAGGAAGCCUAUACCACAGAGCACUGGCUGGUGCGCAUCUAUAGGGUUAAGAAGCCGCACGAGUUUAACAGGCCAUCACUGAAAGCCAAGGAGAGAACGAUUCCACCAGCCAACUUGAUCUCCAGAAAGAACUCGAAACGUCGCAAGGGUUACAUACGAAACCGACCGGUUGUUGUUAAAGGAAAGCGAACCUUGAAAUAAACCAGAAUAUUUGUAUUUAUCUUUCACCCAUAUAUAAAAACAUGGUUAAAACACCUUUACACAUGGCACAACGUUUGGUGAAAGUGUAUUCCCCCAGAGCAUCCUCAUGUUGAGGGCUUUAACUGCCGCCCCUAAAUUAGAUCUGACCCUUUUCCAGACUCGUACGACACUACUUUUACCGGAUUGCAUUCCUGAUAUCCAAUCCGAAUCCGUUCCCUUUGAUUUAAUUGUUUCGCGGCGGCUCCUCCACCAUUCAUUGUCUUAAGCUAGCAAUUCAAUAAAGCAAGAGUGUACAUUUUUAAACCUAAAAA